This is a messenger RNA of Lymnaea stagnalis (great pond snail), 1001 nucleotides long. NCBI's taxonomy places the organism in Eukaryota, Metazoa, Mollusca, Gastropoda, Lymnaeidae. The record is from the annotation of a GenBank genome assembly.
GAACUGAGCAGGCGCUCCCUAACACUGCAUGUACACGGCAGAGACUUCGCUGUUGGUGAGUACAUCGCGUCCAACAUCGUCACAGCCAUCAACGAAAGUAGGAGGACCCUAGUGGUUCUCACACAGAACCUGCUGACCAGCAAGUGGUGCAACUAUGAGCUGCAGGUAUGCCACGUUCUCUGAUUGUUCUUAGAGAAGAAUAUUUAAUAAAGUAUUGAAGAAAUGAGAUGUUAUACUGACUUGGUCUACGGUUCAAUUCUUUUCAUCAGGGUAUCUAUCAUGCAAUGGAGGUUGGAAGGCCUGAGGCAAUAGAAUCAAAUGUGUCACUUUCGGUCCAAUUUUUACGGACAAAUCACUUUAAGUCUAAUUUUUACGGACAAAUCACUUAAGUUCUAAUUUUUACGGACAAAUCAGAUUAGGUCAAAUUUUUACGGACAAAUCCCUUUCGGUAAAAUUUUUAUUGACAAAUCACUUUCGGUCAAAUUUUUAUGGACAAAUCACUUUAGGUCCAAUUUUUACGGACAAAUCACUUUAGUUACAAUUUUUACGGACAAAUCACUUUCGGUCCAAUUUUUACGGACGGUUGACGGCCCUGGUUUCUACUCUCAUGUAACGAGUGUUAUUUUCGUUAUAAUGAUUUGUUUUUUUAAGCUUUUAAAAACAUAUAAGUAUAAACUACCUGAAAGUGUUUUUUUUCUAAUAUGUAAUAAUGCAAAGAUUAAUAUAUAAUAUAAACACGUAAACCAAACAGAAACACAAAUAAAUGUUAUUGCUUUUAUUCCGAAAUCUAGAUGGCGAACAUGGAGUCCGUGUACACUGGCCGGCGCGUCCUGGCUUUCCUCCUCAUGGAGUCCAUCCCCAACGGCGUGCUCGGCACGGACCUGCUCUACCACAUACGGACCAACACCUACACGGUGUACCCCAGCAGGGGCGAGGGUGGCGCUGCGGACGGGGCGCCGGAGGUGUUCUGGGAUAAGCUUGCCAGCGACCUGAAACGCUGA